This is a messenger RNA of Paramecium pentaurelia, 1656 nucleotides long. Lineage: Eukaryota; Ciliophora; Oligohymenophorea; Peniculida; Parameciidae. The record is from the annotation of a GenBank genome assembly.
AUGAAGUUCGCUUGUCCUCAAAAAGGCCAUGCCAUUCAAUUUGAAUCUGCGUGGGAUUACCUCAAUCAUCUAUAAAAAUGUCAUAUUAUCAAUGAUAGGAUUAAAGAUUGUGGUGAGACUAGAAAGUAUAUGUUGAAUAUAUUUGAAGUGAAUAUUAUUUUUGUGCUUCUUGUUUAUAAGUUUUUGAACUGAUAACUGAAAGAGAUAUGCAUCAACAUCUCUGCAAGGUUGAUAAUUUCAAAUAGUUGUUCAAAGAUGUCAACGUAAAUUUUAGUUCAAUUUUAGAAACCAAUUCCUUUAGGUAAAUCUGGGACUUCAAAGAUUCAAGAGUUAAUUAGAUUCUAUAAGGAUAUUCUUCAUCCUAAAUAACGAAAUACAUAUGAUUCUGAAUAAACUGAAAGAGAUGACUUUUAAUAGGAAAUAAUUGAAUCAUGUGAUCCUAGAUUAUUUGUACCAAAAACUGUAGAAAACAACUUUAACCCAAAGACCAUGAUUAAAAAUACAAGGUUAACAUUUAGUUUAUUAGGCGGACAUACAAAAAUGGAAGCUGCUUAUUAUAAAUUAUUUAAUAAAUAAGUCAUAGAAUAAAUUAAUAAGGAAUAUCCAUUUAAAAUAACACCAGAAAGUUUUAAAUAAUUUUUCUAAAAAAAUAAUAUUUCAAUUAACAAAUAAUUGUUGAAUGAAUCUAAAGUUUGUGAAUUCUGUGAAUCUAAAAUAGAUCAAAAUCCUGAGAUGUACCUUUAAAUAAUAUAAACUAAUAAUUCUAAAUCUAUUUGGUUGAUGAUUCCUGAAAUACAUAAUCCUAUUAAAGAAUUUAUAUUUGAUGAACCAUGGUGUGUUUUUAAAAUAAUGACUAAAUAGAUGAUUUGUGAAAAAUCAAUGGAUUUUAUUAAAAUAAAGAAAUAAGACCCAAUUAUUUCCUAAUUGGAAUAUUAAAUAUAAUAGGAAGAAUUAAAAGGAAAUAGAUUAAAAUAAUAGCUACAAAAUAGUUUUGAUGAUCUAGAUUCAGUUUUGAAAUAUUUAACUAAAAAAAAUUAAAAAUUAGAUUAAUAAGAAAAUUUAUUAGUUAAAUUACAAAUCAAAUUAAGAGAAAAUGAUUCAAAUAAUAAAAAUUUAGUUAAUUAAUAUUUAAUACUCAAUACUAAAAAGUUAUAGUAAGCAGAAGAAAAUUUAAUUGGAUUCUAUUAAAAAAUGAAAAAUAUGGAAUCUGAAAAAUAAUUAAAUAGAUUAGAUGAAUUAAAAAUUGAUUUGCUUGAAAAAGAAUAAAAAUAAAAAAAAUUAAAAGAUAAAGUAAAAACACUUUUUGAAGAGAAAGAACAAUUAAUACAAACAUGUAAUGAAAAAAAAAAUUAAAUUUAAUUAACAUAGAAAUAAUUAGAAGAAAAAAUUGCAAAAGCAUCAGUUACAAGAAUAAAAGUAUAUUAUAUAAUUAUAUUACAAUAGAUUUAAAAGAUAAAAUAAUUAUUAUGUUUUUAAUGCUAAACUAGAGAGAGAAAUGUAAUAUAAUUUCCGUGUCAACAUUUUUUAUUUUGUGAAUAGUGUUAUCUUAAUAACAUUCAAUAAAAGAAUUUAAAAUGUCCAUUAAAAGAACAAUAGAAAUGUUAAACUGAGAAUAUCAAUAAUAAGUACAAACUUGUUAACAUCUAAAAUGUAUGA